Gamsiella multidivaricata is the source of this 2487-nucleotide messenger RNA. Its product is annotated as V-type ATPase, V0 complex, 116kDa subunit family. Gene Ontology annotation, biological process: proton transmembrane transport; vacuolar acidification. Gene Ontology annotation, cellular component: vacuolar proton-transporting V-type ATPase, V0 domain; vacuolar proton-transporting V-type ATPase complex; fungal-type vacuole membrane. Lineage: Eukaryota; Fungi; Mortierellomycota; Mortierellomycetes; Mortierellales; Mortierellaceae. The transcript has 6 exons. Bases 1 to 2487 code for a protein of 828 amino acids. The record is from RefSeq and is a predicted model, not a curated record. Gene Ontology annotation, molecular function: proton-transporting ATPase activity, rotational mechanism; ATPase binding.
AUGUCGCUGAUCCAGCUGUACAUUCCAGCUGAGGUUGCGCAGCCCACCGUCUCUGAGCUAGGAGAGCUAGGCCUUGUUCAGUUUCGCGAUCUCAACCCAGACGUGAAUGCCUUUCAGCGUGCCUUUGUCGGCGAGAUUAGACGCUUUGACGAGAUGGAAAGACAGCUUCGUUUCUUCACCACGCAGAUUGAAAAGGCUGAAAUCCCUAUUCGCCCCUCCAUCCCUUCGUCAUAUAUGACACGCGCCCGUUCGCGCCAGGAGUUGGAUGAUCUCGAAGAGCGUCUCUCUGAGCAUGAGAACCGUCUGCUCCAGAUGAACAACUCGCACGAGACUAUGCAGCGCCGAUUCCUGGAGCUCACCGAGUUGAAGCAUGUCCUUCGCGAGACUGCCGAGUUUUUUGAAGAGGCUGCUUCACACCAGGAAGAUAUUCGCCAUUCGUUCGACGAACCUAGCGCCCCACUUCUAGACGAUCUAGAGACUGGUCCCUCGCAAGAGGCUCAUAGCGCCGGCCUUCAGCUUGGCAACGUCACCGGUGUCAUUCCUCGGAGCAAAAUGCAGACAUUCGAGCGCAUCCUCUGGAGAUCACUUCGCGGCAACUUGUACAUGAACACUGCUGAGAUCGAGGAGCCCAUCAUCGACCCCUCGACGGACGUGGUUGUUGAGAAGAACGUCUUCAUUAUCUUUGCUCAUGGACGCGAGAUUCUCGCUAAAAUCAAAAAGAUUGCUGAGUCCCUGGGUGCGACUUUGUACCCCAUUGAUCCAUCCAUGGACCGUCGCAGGGAGGCCCUAAUCGAUGUCAUCCGUCACAUUGAGGAGUUCAACUCUGUCCUCGUCAACACGACCCAAACCCGUCGCCAGGAAUUGAUGCGUAUCUCUGAGAACCUGACUGCAUGGAUGACGAUCGUCAAGAAGGAAAAGGCGACCUAUCACACGAUGAACCACUUCAAUUACGACAUCAACCGCAAGUGUUUGAUUGCUGAGGGAUGGUGCCCCACGAAUGAGAUUAACACUAUUCAGACCGCUCUUCGCGGUGUCACGGAGCGUUCAGGAUCCAUGGUACCUUCAAUCUUGAACGAAUUACGGACGCACAGGGAGCCUCCCACCUUCCACAAGACGAACAAGUUCACUGCAGGAUUCCAGGCCAUUGUUGACGCUUAUGGUAUGGCCCGUUACCGCGAGGUCAACCCCGGUCUCUUCACCGUCAUCUCCUUCCCCUUCCUAUUCGCUGUCAUGUUCGGUGAUGUUGGUCACGGCAUUCUGGUCUUGCUUGCGGGUAUCUAUUUGGUUUGGAAUGAGCGCAAGCUGGCUCAUAUUGACAGUGAGAUGUUCCAAAUGGUCUAUGGUGGUCGCUACAUCGUUCUGCUCAUGGGAGCCUUCUCCAUCUUUACGGGAAUGAUGUACAACGAUAUUUUCUCGCGUGCUCUGCCUUGGUUCCAGACUGGCUGGCAUUUCAACGUUCCUGAUGACUAUGACGGCAAGACUGUGAUUGUUGCCGAGCCCACGGGUCACACCUACCCCUUCGGUAUCGAUUAUGCCUGGCACGGCACAGAGAACUAUCUUCUGUUCACCAACUCAUACAAGAUGAAAAUGUCUGUGGUUCUUGGAGUUAUCCACAUGUCGUUCGGUAUCUGCAUGGUCUACUACAAUGCUAAGUUCUUCCGCAAGCGCAUCGACAUCAUCGGAGGCUUCAUCCCCCAGAUCCUGUUCAUGCAGUGCCUGUUUGGAUACCUAGUCAUGAUGAUUAUCUACAAGUGGACCGUUGACUGGUUUGAGACCGAUGCUGCAGGACACGCUGUACGCAACACUCCUCCAAGCUUGCUCAACACCAUGAUCUACAUGUUUCUGAGUCCUGGGUCUGUCAAUGAGUCCGACAAGUUGUAUGCAGGACAGAGCUUCAUUCAAGGAUUGUUGGUGCUUGUGGCGUUCAUUUGCAUUCCCUGGAUGCUGUUCUUGAAGCCGUAUUACCUCAAGCAUGAGCACAACAAGGCCCGAUCGAUGGGAUACCAUCAGCCAUCGGAGAACCAUGUUCGUAUCAGUACCGACAGCAAUCACUCGGACGAGGCUGGCGGUGCUGUUGUCGCCGAUGAUGUUGAGCAUGAGGAGGAAUUCGAGUUUUCGGAGGAGCUGAUCCACCAAGUCAUUCACACGAUCGAUUUCUGUUUGGGAUGUAUCUCCAACACGGCUUCGUACCUUCGACUCUGGGCCCUUUCUCUGGCACACGCACAGCUCUCGGAGGUGCUCUGGUCCAUGACCUUGGGCUUGGCUUGGUCGAUCACUGGCCCCGUGGGAACGUUUAUGACGAUCGUUAUGUUCGCGCUCUGGUUCUCGUUGACGAUCUUUAUCCUGGUCGGUAUGGAGGGUCUGUCUGCGUUCUUGCACGCCCUUCGUCUGCACUGGGUCGAAUUUAACAACAAGUUCUACAUGGGCGAUGGAUAUGCCUUCGAGCCCUUCUCGUUUGCAGCCGUUCUUUCCGAGAAGGAUGCUUGA